CAACACGUCUAUGCCUACUCCUCCAGUCCAAAUGACUACCAUAGCUCAGGGCUACUACAAAUACGCACCACUGGCCGGCCCAGCCAACACUCACUCUCGUCCAGUCAGGCUGUUGAAGAUCCUACCCGGUUCAGAGACGGACGUCAUCGAGUGCAUCCUUCUAGAUGCCGAGCUAGAUACCCAUCCUGAGUAUGAGGCCCUUAGCUAUGUAUGGGGUGUUUCGACUCCAGCUAUAACCAUCAUAUGCUGUGGGCAGCUGAAGACCGUUACGCCGAACCUUGGAGCAGCUUUACGACGACGGAGAUUACCUGAUAAAUCAAGACGAAUGUGGAUUGAUGCGAUUUGUAUUGAUCAAGAAAACUUGGUUGAACGAUUGCAGCAAGUUGCUUUGAUGAGAGACAUAUACUCGCAGCCGACGAGGGUGAUUGUUUGGCUUGGAGAUGACGAAAAUAACAUAGCUCAUGCAGCAGUGUUCGCAAUAGUAUUUGCCAAGAAUAGUAUUAUUUACUGUGUGCACGAGAUUCAGAGUAUAUCAGAUAUGCAUCUGGACGACGACUUUGGCGACGACAUUGACGCCAUGGAGGACUUACUUGGGUCGUCGGAUUGGUAUUUACAACGGAUCAAAAGGCAAGUUCAAUGGUUUUAUGAAAGAGAAUGGUUUGAGAGGAUAUGGGUUCUCCAAGAAGUCGCUUUUUCACACUGUAUGAUGUACAUUGGCAAGCUCGAAAUUGGAUGGAAGGCAGUGGCCUUAGCCGCAACCGUAUUCUCUCGACUCUCUCUCAACUAUGACACUACAUAUAUCCAGAGGGCUCAAAAUAUAUGGGAAAGAAGAAAUUCUCCGGGUGAGCCAUUGCAGAAGGUUUUAAUGCGGCUUCAACAUGAUGAAUUCAGAUCAACAGAUCCGCGGGAUAAAAUUUAUGCUCUGCUGGGUUUGUGUAAACAGACGGAGGAGCACCAGUCUCUCAAGGCGGAUUACGAGAUCACCGUCGGUGAAACCUACACAAGAUUUACUCGGCAUUUUAUUGAGAGCCAAACGACGAGUCCUGACGGGAUCCGGCUCCAAGAUGGUCUUUACGCCUCCUGGAGAGAUCUAGAGAUACUGGAUAGUGUCUCUCAUUCAUCCGCCGAAUUUGAUACCGAUUUUCCAAGCUGGAUACCUCGAUGGGACCAGAAUUUGCCAAGUGAUGCAUUUUCUGAGCAUCCUUGGAAUGUUAGUGGCUUACAUAGAGCAUCUCUCAGAGCAUGGGAUGGUGAAAAUCGGCAUCUGGUACUGAAAGGACUGCUUAUCUCAACUAUCGAAAUUGUUUGGCCUACGAAGCCGGAGAUGGAAGAUGAUCAGUUGGAGCUUGAUGGGACGGAGUAUUUUAGUUAUUCUUCACGAUCUUCACACCACGAAAGUUUCUGGAUCAGAAAAAUAUGGGAUUCCGGGCUCGGUGGGCUCACAUCAUGGGCCGGGAAAGACACGAAGGAGGAAGCCUUCGUUCGAGCGAUUACUGCGGGUGCAGAUUGUCGAUCUUUGGGUUUUUAUCAUAUCCCCAUUCAAUUUUUUGGGAAUGCAUUGAGGAAUCUUCGAGAAGCGGCCCUUCGAUAUAAUCCCUGGUAUUCGUUCUUCGUCAGCGAAGGAGGGCACUUUGGAUUGGCACCUAAAAUAGCUCAACCUGGAGACAUGAUCUGCACCUUCUAUGGGGGCCGACAUCUGUAUUUUCUGAGGAAGGUUGGAUCUUGUUAUCGGUUUCUGGGGAGGGGAUACAUGAAUGAUUACAUGGAGGGACAGGCCAUAGAUGAAAAGGGCGAGGGGAAAUUGGCUGAGCAGUGAUUUGAACUUCGAUGAUUGUUCGUUAACGAU
Mollisia scopiformis is the source of this 1846-nucleotide messenger RNA. RefSeq names its product HET-domain-containing protein. The record is from RefSeq and is a predicted model, not a curated record. The coding region runs from base 11 to 1816 and encodes 601 amino acids. Lineage: Eukaryota; Fungi; Ascomycota; Leotiomycetes; Helotiales; Mollisiaceae. The transcript is spliced from 3 exons.